This is a messenger RNA of Strongylocentrotus purpuratus (purple sea urchin), 7665 nucleotides long. Its product is annotated as basic salivary proline-rich protein 1. Bases 110 to 1906 code for a protein of 598 amino acids. Gene Ontology annotation, cellular component: nucleus. The transcript has 8 exons. NCBI's taxonomy places the organism in Eukaryota, Metazoa, Echinodermata, Echinoidea, Camarodonta, Strongylocentrotidae. Gene Ontology annotation, molecular function: transcription coactivator activity. Gene Ontology annotation, biological process: positive regulation of transcription by RNA polymerase II. The record is from RefSeq and is a predicted model, not a curated record.
GCAGUAUUAAAAAAGCAUUGCGCACAAAGAAAAACUCCGAAGAAAGAAAAUUGAGCUCAAUUUAGACGGUAUUUUCUGUCUUUGGAUGUCGUUUUGGUGAAUUCUAGCCAUGUCUCUAGCAUUCAUGCCUCCCCGGCAGAGGGGAAAGUCGGUUCCCGAUCAAGCAACAAUCCAAAAGAUGUUGGACGAAAAUAAUCAGCUUAUCCAAACAAUCUGUGAAUACCAGAAUAAAGGAAGGGCAUCCGAAGCUACUCAGUAUCAGCAGGUUCUUCAUCGCAACCUUGUGUACCUUGCUACAAUCGCUGACUCAAACCAAGGAAUGCAGCAACUUCUUCCUGCUCCAAAUCAAGGCAAUGUACCACCAAACCAGCAGUACCCAAAUUCCAUGCCAGGAGGAAGGGAAGGUAGUAACACAAACAUGCCCCCUGGUCCAGGAGGACUGAUGGGAAUGAAUGGUGGACCUGCUACUGGACCAGGGGGUAAUAAUAGUAGUGGUGGUGGUAGCACAGGUAGCAGUGGUGGUACUGGUGGAGGAGGGCCCCCUAGUAGCGGUGGACCUACACCCCCAGCAGGACGUACCCCUGUGAGUAGCCAGUCACCUGCUCCCAGCAGUGCACCUCAGCAAGGUGCUACCCUGAUGCAGACACCACCCCCUCAGCAGAUGGCUAAUGGACCCAUGCAACCUCCACCGGUCACAUCAGCUAGUAUGAACUCACCACAAAUGCAAGGAGGGAUGAUGCCCCCAGGUCCAACACCACCUCCACAUCCCCAGGCUGACAAACCCCCACAGCAGCAACAACAGGCACAACUACAGACACAACAGCAGCAGCAGCAGCAACAACAACAACAACAGCAACAGCAGCAACAAGUACCACAGUCCAACAUGGGUCCACCUCAGACAAUGGCACCACCAUCCUCAAACCAGCAGCAGCAACAGCAGCCACAGUCCAAUAUGGUACCAGCACAACCACCACAACAACAGCCCAUGGGACCACCAAAUCAACAACAGCAGCAGCCACAUCCUAACCAGCAACCCAACAUGGGCUACUCACAACAAGGAAACAUGGGAGUUCCACCACAACCUAGUAUGGGACCUCCACAGUCAGUGGUACCGCCCAACCAGUCUCAACACCCCCAGCAACAAGGCAACAUGGGUCCGCCACAACCUUCCAACAUGGGACCCCCACCACCACAACAGGGCAACAUGGGUCCACCUCCAUCCAUGGGACCACCAAGCCAGCAGCAACAGACACCACCCCAUCAGCAACAAGCGCCACAACAUUCUCCCAUGCCACCACCACCCCAGCAACAACCUGGUGGACCUCAGGGACCGUCUCCACCACAGUACCCAGGGAACAUGCCACCUCAACGCUACCCAACUCAUCAGCAGCAGGGUAUGAUGGCUGGACCACAGGGCCCAGGAGGAGGAGGCCAAGGGGGGCAGAUGAUGAUGGCAGGGGGGCAGCAACCAAUGGGAGGCUACAGGCAACCAUCACAAGGAUCGUCAAAAACCAAAGAUCGGAAAGGAGAUACAAGGAGCACCAGCAGAUCAUUACAAAGUCAGCCGAUGUACAACCAGAUGCCUAACUACAACCAGCAGCAGUAUCCCUCCAAUGGACCUCCAGGAGGGUACUCUCAGAUGGCACAUGGUCAGAGGCAACCCUACCCACAGCAGCAGAACAACAUGCCCCCACCCACCAGUCAGUAUGGUAACCCACAGCAAGGAGGGUAUGGUAGCUACCCUGGACAGGGGGGCCAAGGUCCACCUACACCCCACCAGGCUAGGUAUGGGUACAACCAAGGAGGACAACCUGGUCCUCCACCCCCUCAGUCCCAGGCUGGUGCUGGUGGAGCGGGGUACGGAGGAUACAAUCAAGGCCAGUAUCCUGGAGGCUAUCAGCAGUAGACGACUUGGUAGAAGUGCAUACAGAGUCGGGGGAGGGGGGCUCUAACUCCCCCGUCAUCCUUCUUUGGUGUCACACCUAUCCAGAGUUUUAAGGUGGAUGGAAUCACAGACAGCAAAACAAGUUGUGAAAGUGUACUGAUGCACAUCAUGGAUGGACAAAGCCACUCAUUGGCUCUCUUGGCUGAUAUUUUUGAAAAUGGCAUACCUUUAACAGGACACAGAGAUAGAUGUCGAAGAAUCCUUCAUUUCUGUUGAUUAUGUUGUAAUGGUGUAUUUUCAAUGGAUGGGGACAGUUCAAGAAUGAACUUGGAAUGAUCCUUGAUUUUGAGAAUGUCCACUCUAAAGGUACAUGUACAUGCUGCGUAUGAUUUCCUUUUGAGAAGACUCAUCCAUGGAUCCUCUGUGCUGCAUCUAGAGGAUUGGAUUAGAUUGGAAUGGAUGGACUAGCAGAGAAGCUAAUGAAGGAUACACAAGGAACGCAUCUGGAAGCUACCAUGAAUUAUUCAUUUAUGAUUAGAGAGGUUUCUUUAGUGAAAGUAAACAAACUAUGCGCUCCUGUACCCUGGAUGUUUGUUUGAUUUAGGAGGAGAAGCUCAUAAUGAACAUUGUUUUCACAUGAACACCUUGGCACAACGUUAGACAGUUCCAUUGUUGACUCUGCGAGUAUUGGUCGUUACACAGAGAAGAAAUUAAUGAUCACCUGGAAAUCCAGUUCUUUGCUAAAAAAUGAAAGUUGUGAUGUUAGAAAUUAAAUUCUAGGUGUACUUAUAAGUGGUGGUGAUAGUUUAAUUGUUAUUUAGAGCGCAUUUCUGGCUUUAAUUGUGACUUUAUUUUAAAGUUGUCUGUGGUUUAAGUAGGUUAAAGAAAACAAAGGUGCUUAUUGUCAUUUGUGAAAUUUUCUCAAUGCAUUAAAUUAAUUUGGACAAAUUAAACAGGUAAAAAUUAAAAAUUAAAAAAUAAAUAAAUGAAGUUUGCUUAAUCAGAACCUAAAGAUCAUUACAUCAAAAGGACAGGUAAUUAUAUAUUUUUAAAGAUGAUUUUAGUGAAACAUUUUAGCUUUAGGACAUCAUAUGAGAUAUUUUGUAUUAUGGAUCUCUAUUCAUGUCAUAUUAGUUUGAAACUGAGGUUGAAACCUGAGGCCCGUCUUAUAAAGAGUUGAUAUUAAUUGCAACUAUGUACAUAAUAGAUAGGGGGCUUCAAACUUGCGAUUGAUUGGACGACUUGCGAUUGAUUGGAUCAAUAGCAACUCUUUACAAGACGGGGCCCUGAUUUGGUGUCAAUUACAAUAAGUGUAGAUAACAAAAAUCUGUAAAUAAAUGUGUACAUAAUGAUGUAAAUGGUCAUGAACUUGGCAAUGCUUACAACGGUGCAUGUAUAUAGUGACUUUGAUGGUGAAUGCUGUAAUUAUGACACCUUCAGAGUUCCUCACUUACAAGAAACCUUUGACAGAAACUCUUGUAAAAAUAUUCUUGUGUAUGCUUGUCAUGAAAAAGUAAUGAAAUGUAUUGACUGUCUUUUUCUUUAUCAUUAUCAUCCAAAGAAAAUUUGAAUACAUGCUUUUGUUUGAUUUAUACAUUCCUCAUUGAUCAUUACUUGUGUGCUUAUACGAUGUGUUUAUUUGUACAGUAAUCAGUAUUCAAUUCUCUGAGGCUCAUCUGGUUAAAAUACCUUGAGAAGUUGACUUUGUUUGAUUUAAAGGAAAGCAUUUUAAUCCUUGGUAAUUUUCACAUUAUUGUUAUAUUCUUAGGCUGUAUUGAGUUACUUUGUCCCUUUAUAUUUUGUUGAAUACAGAAUAGAUUAUUCUGAAGUCCUCAGAACAUGAAAAGGUAUCUAAAUGUGAAAUAAGUUCUUUCAUUUUUAUUCACCCUUGCUCCUUGUAAAGUAAUAUAUAUCAGAGACAUCAACUUGGAUACACAAAUCCUAUGAUAGCCAACCACUGGUAUUAUUUAAGGUGUAAAGUUCAAAAGGAGGAUGUAAUAAAGGAAAUAUGCCACAUGCAAAACUUCAGAAUUUUGCUCGUAUCUAUUGCACAAUUGUAAACGGAGGAAUGCACAUAUUACUUUAACUGUUAUACUCCAGAGUCCAGACAUAUAUUGCACUUUGAUUGAGUGUGUAAUUUGUUUGUAUGACUAUGCUACCUGGAAUUUACUCACCUUUUAUAAUUCACCAGUAAUUUUCAGGUGCCAAAAUAUUGUCUUUGUACAUGCCAAAAGAGUCUUGUCUUAAAUGUGAAACAAAGUUAUAUGAAUAUGUUAAUUGAUGAUAUGAUUUUGUGAAGUCACAUUUCUGAUGUCAUGUAAGUAUAGAAAUAAGACUAAAUAAUUGUAUUGUACACUAAUCCCUUGAAUUUUGUUGUUGUUGAAAUAUUGGAAAAUUCAAGCACAUCCUAGUAUGUUAAAGAGAAGUCCACCCUGAUGUUGAGUUGGUUUUAAUAGAAGCAGAAAAAAUUAGAGAAACAGGUCAAUUAGUGUGAUAUUAUUUAUUUCAAACUCUUUUCUAUGGUUUUGGCACAGGAUCUAGAGACUGUUUUCCUUGAUGAGGAUCAUGUAAUAAGAACUUUGAUACAUAUAGAGUUAAUAACAUGGGAGUUUGAGGUGAGUUUAUAGAUAUUCUUAAUCCAGUUUAAGCACUUGGGUGUGGUGUAAUUGGUAUCAAGUCAAUGUUUAUGUACCGGUAUUGGAAAUGGGAAAUUGUACUGCUAGGAAAAGAGUAAUGUUUGUCGUCACCAAUUAUGCAAAGGUGUUUUUAACUUUUGAGUUGCGGUAACUUUUGUAAAUUAAUUGUCACAUAUUUUGAUAAAAAACACACACAAUUCUUGAAAUGGGUAACAAUGUGCCAAACAAUUUUAGUAAAGAAGGUAUAACAGUUGAGUUAUGAGCGUUGAAUAUGAGGAAGUUUAAGUGGUAGCCCUAACCCACAUGAUAACAAAUGUUGUCCAUGAGAGCUGUGUGUUUAAAGAAUGUGGUUUAUGUUUGCUUGUUCAAACAAUCUACCUAUAUAGUGAUAGAGAAUUCAGUUCUCUCUACAUGACAUCAGAACUCAAUAUCUUCAAUAUGAAAAUAAUAUGGUAUUGAACUAAUAUAUUGCUCAUGUAUAUUUGUUUUUGUAAUAGAUUUGUAUAGCUGUCUCUACAAAACUUCUGUUUAUCUCUCUCUCUCUCUCUCUACACUCUUUACCAGUUAUACUCUAUACUUUUCUGUAUUAGUGUUAGUUACCUACAGGCUUGUUAUGUUAUUUUUGACAAUUGUCACUUUAGCUUCUCUAUACAUGUAAUAUGGUUGAAAUGAUAAGAACAUAUAUUUUGCUCUAUUGAAACGUUAAAUGUUCUUUUUUCAGGCCAAGUUUUGGCAGUAAAGUUCAGAAUUUUCCAAAUGCUGAAACUGUGUGCAAUGACCAAAGAGGUAUAUCUCCUCUAAUUAUGUAACAAUGUUACUCUCUGUAUUACAGCUCAGCAGAUUAUUUUGUUGUACGCCAUGACAUUGUUUAAUUCUUAUACCACAUACAUUUUUGUUUCUACAGUUCAGGAAGCAGGAUUUAGCGCUAGAUUUAGAAACAGGAGCAAGAUACGGUUAGCAUGUUGUAGAAAUAUUCAUGUCUUACAGUCUAUUAAAGACAACUUUUUUUUAAAGUGUAUAUUGUAUCACCUUACUUGUAUUAAGUAUAAAGCAACUCAUAUCACAAGGAUUUAUUUUUGUUAAGAAAUGGGAAUGACUCUUGAAAAAGAUUCUACUUAAGUAGAUUCCAGAGAAGUGUGAAAAGUUUAUGGCCAUGUAUUUUUCAAUUUCAUUCUUGUACUACUUUCUUGUAGAAAGCUAAUAGAGCACCUCCACAGUUUCAAAACAUCUACAAAAGACUCAAGGAAUUCUCCUUACUAUUAUGUAAAAAAUGUAGAAAAUUUAUACUUUCUUGUUUAUCCUAAAAAAGAUUAUGGCCCUCAUUGUACUAAAAUUUAAAGCUGAUGCAGGGCUCAUGUUUUUGUCCAAAAUCAGGUUCAACAAAGGAAGUGAGUCUUAGUCUGAGUUCUUAGUUUUCUUUUUGUUAAACAUGACCUUAGAUCUCUGGACUGGUUUAACUAAAUUAGUGAAAUACAGGUAAAGGAUUCUUUUUUUUCUGUCCCUUUUUAUUUUGGUAAUGUCCAACAACAACAAAAUAAUCCUAGCCAAUUAGAGGGGGGGGGGGGGGGGGGGGGGGGGAAGCAAAUUUUUAGAUGACUUUAUCACUAUUCGAGUGUAAGAAGGGUAGAUUAUGUAGAAAUCCGUGACUGAUGCCUGUAUUGUAUGAUAAAGCACUGUGUAAAUACAUGUAAUGUGAAAGAACACAAUAAAAUGCAGAGACUAUGAAAAUGGGUUUCUUGUCUCAUAUUUGAGAGAAGUACGAGUCAGAUGGAUAGAGUAAGCAUGGCAAGAUAACACAUUGGCUUUAUGUCCUUUAUGUGAAAUCAUUGUACUACUAGUAUGUGAUAUUUAUUUGUACAAAGAAAAGACAACCAUUCACUGAAUUUUAACAUAUUUCAGUUCAUGUAGUAAAAGAGAAGGUACAUAUCUUGGAUUUGUUCAAAAUUUCAUAUUCAGAUGGACAUAUCUCAGACAAUACUCGACAUAUUCAAUUGGUCACAGCUUCGGUACUCUACUUUACCACAUGGACUAAACUUUACCAUCAAAAUGAAAGAAAUAAUUGGAUUUCCAUAUUCUGGCACAUUCUUUAUCAGGUUUUUUUUAUUACAAAAAUGGAGAAAACUCAAGUAGAAUAUAAUUCUUGAUAUGAUUAAAAAUUGCCCUCCAGUGCAAAUGAACUCCAAUACAAAAUAACAGCCAGUAUGAGUAACAUAUGGAACUCUGAUGCACACAAGGAAUUGUUGACUCUUGUCAACCACGCCAACUGAUUGUUUAAUUCAAUAGAAGUCAGGCCACAGUUAGCAAUGAGUAACCACAGAGAUGUUGCAAAAAUGUUCUGUAUGCUUUCAUUUAUGAGUAGACUGUUGGGGCCAGUUGUCCACUGAAAGUUUAUUUUCAUCCAAAUAAGUCCCUUAUCACACACUGCUUCAAGAGAUAAAUCCUGUACCGGUUUUGUGCAACUAAUGGUAUUAAUGUCCUUCAAUUGCAAAAUAACACCUUGUGUGAAUUAACAUAAUGCCUCGUGUGCACCAGACCUAAGCAAUACAUGUACAUGCAUCUCGGAUUACACCAGCUUUAUAUCCGUACAGUCUUCAAGACUUCAUGAAUCAAAUUUGGUGAAAUUAAGUAUGUGAUGAUGCAAGUUAUUAUUCACUUUAUAUUAUAAUUCACGUAAUAUCAUGGUUUAUAGCGUUAUAGGAAACAAAGGCCUAUACUUUUAUGCUGGUAUUAUAAUGAGAAUAUAUAUGUUUUGCUGUAUCGUAGGAUACUCUUUCAAGCUGACCAGAUACACAUGUAUACGUGCAUCAUCCUUUUACCCUUAAUUCACACUCGCCAAAUCUAAGUAAUACACUUCAUACUCAAACAUGCCCUUUUUUUGCAGGGAACAAAUAAAAGAUCAACAAAGAUAAGAAAACCCAACACAGAUACAUGUAGAACAUAUUAAAAUGUGACAAAAGUAAAUAUUCUUUCUGACAUGUUCAUAGAUUUAAAGGCAGCUUCACGUUGAUCUAAUUUGAUUUACUGUCCAACUCUUCAUAAGUACCUGCUAGGCUCAACACUUUGUAACAUGGUUUCCUUCAAUAGACUGGUUAACUAACGUACUGUAUUCAAAUUUUAUGCAUACUUUUUAAACGAAGGUUUUUC